This is a messenger RNA of Epithele typhae, 1611 nucleotides long. Its product is annotated as alpha/beta-hydrolase. NCBI's taxonomy places the organism in Eukaryota, Fungi, Basidiomycota, Agaricomycetes, Polyporales, Epitheliaceae. The record is from RefSeq and is a predicted model, not a curated record. The transcript has 15 exons. Bases 1 to 1611 code for a protein of 536 amino acids.
AUGGCGUUCAAGCGCAGUCUCCUCCUUCUCGCACAUGCUCUGCUAGCCCUUGGCACAGAAAACCCACUAGUCGCUCACACAACAUCCGGAACUUUCAGCGGUUCUACGACCUCAACUGGGCAGGACCGCUGGUUGGGUAUACCAUUUGCCCAACCUCCACUCGGUUCUCUCCGCUUCAAAGCUCCGGUUCCUGUUAUGAAUCCUGAACCUGGCGUUCGGAACGCGACGGUCUUUGGGGAUGCCUGUCCGCAGCUACCGUCAAGCGUGUCGGGAGUACCCAUCUCGGAGGAUUGUUUGUAUCUCAAUGUGUGGCGUCCAAGUGGUAUAAAUGCCGACGAAAAGCUUCCAGUGCUGGUAUGGUUCUACGGCGGCGCUUGGACACACGGAUACACCGGUGAUCCAGAGUUCAACCCAACCUACCUGCUUCAGCAAAGCGUUGCAAUCGGGAAGCCGAUUUUUUCGUCUCGGGCCUAUCGUGUCAACACAUUCGGCUUUCUUGCUAGCCGGUUUGUUGCACCAGAAGACUUGAAUGCAGGACUACAUGACCAGCGCGCUGCCCUGGCAUACCUACAAGACAAUCUACACGUGUUUGGAGGCGACGCAUCCAAGGUGACUAUCUGGGGACAGUCGGCCGGCGCAGGUAGCUCCGAGGCGCACGUCCUAUUCCCUCCUUCGCGACCACUCUUCCGAGCUGCCAUCUUCGACUCCUCCACUGGACCAUUCAAAAAUUCUCCCCCAGCAGCCCGCUAUGAUGAUCAGGGCAUGCCGUACGCACGUUUGCUAGCCAACGUCGAAUGUGCUUCUGGUCCAGAGUCGCUUUCUUGCCUGAAGAACGUUCCAUUUGAAGAACUGUGGAACACCACUUCGUCCAUGACAGUUGAGAUUGUCAACAAUCAACUCUGGGAGCCUGCGGUCGGUCCACCAGGAAGCUUCGUCACCGAGCGGCCCAGUUUGCGCGUGCAGAGCGAGAACUUCCUUCGAGUACCCGUCCUUGCCGGCACAAACUUGAACGAGGGCACGCAGUUUGCCCAAGCGGUGCGCAACCUAAGCACCCCAACUGACCAAGAGGACGCCGCAUUCGACGCAUACAUCAGGGCGCUCCUCAUCGACCCUGCCCCGGUGACCCAAGACGUCCUCGACACGAUCCAUGCGCUCUACCCCGCGAACGACCCCAGCCUUGGGGCACCAUUCAACACUGGAGACUCGCUCUUCGACCGCGCCUCGGCCUGGUACACGGACAACAUGUUCCUCGCACCCCGCCGUCUUUUCUCCGAAGCCGCUGCGCCACAUCAGCCCGUCUUCGCGUACUUCUUCACCGAAUUCAUACCCGGACAAGACCCCACCCGCGGAGUGUUCCACGGCGAGGAGCUCCUCCUCCUCUUCGGACAGUUCCCCGACGUCGAGGCCGAUUUUGCGGCACAGCUCGCUCACUUCUACAUAAACUUCGUCACCGAUCUCGACCCAGGAGCUCCGUGGCCGCGGUACGAUUUGGAAACGCGCAGUGUGUUGCAGCUUAUGCGCGAUAACGUUACCGUCAUCAAAGACGACUUCUUCGCGGAGAAGAUCGCGUUCUUGAACUCGCCCCGGGUGCUCGCGCAGUUCGAAAAGUAG